Molecule: messenger RNA, 2496 nt
Organism: Nematolebias whitei (Rio pearlfish)
Lineage: Eukaryota; Metazoa; Chordata; Actinopteri; Cyprinodontiformes; Rivulidae
Product: extracellular calcium-sensing receptor-like
Exons: 8
Coding region: 25-2496 (823 amino acids)
Biological process (GO): G protein-coupled receptor signaling pathway
Cellular component (GO): membrane
Molecular function (GO): G protein-coupled receptor activity
Source: RefSeq, a predicted model, not a curated record
GAAGCUUCUUUAAUUAAAUGUACCAUGUGGAGUAUUCCUCGUUUACCGGUAUUCUCAAGGGAUGGUGACGUUGUUAUUGGAGGUGUUUUCUCCAUCCACUACAAACUGAACACAGUGACCAACAACUACACCACCAAGCCUGAGCCUCUAAGAUGCGCAGGCAGCCGUCUUGUCCCACAACUGCAUUUCUCUCGCACAAUGAUCUUUGCCCUCGAGGAGAUAAACAACAGCACAGAGCUGCUGCCGGGCAUCAGACUUGGAUAUCAGAUCUAUGACUCGUGUGCUUCAGUGCCUGCAACUGUGGACAUAGCUUUUCAAUUAUCAAAUGGCAACGACCCUGUGUUUUACAAAGACAGCAACUGUUCCCAGUCCGGUGUUGUGAUGGCUGUCAUCGGAGAAUCCGGAUCAACACCAUCUAUCAGCAUGGCACGAAUUUUGGGUUCUUUUCAAAUUCCUCAGGUGAGCCACUCUGCCUCUUGUGCCUGCCUGUCAGAUAAGAAGCAGUUUCCCACUUUUUUCAGAACAAUUCCCAGUGAUCAGUUCCAGGCUGAUGCUCUGGCCAAUCUGGUGAAACGCUUUGGCUGGACUUGGAUAGGUGCUGUUCACUCAGACUCAGAUUAUGGAAAUUACGGCAUGGCGUCUUUUCUUGUUGCCGCGCAGAAAGAGGGGAUCUGUGUGGAGUACAGAGAAUCCUUCUAUAGGACUGACCCACUUAACAAGAUCCAGAAAGUAGCAGAUGUUAUUCGCAGGUCGACAGCAAAGGUUGUUGUGUCAUUUGCAGAUUCUGCAGAUAUGAAGUUCCUGUUAGAGGAGCUGGCUCGAGAUCCUUCACCACCUCGUCAGUGGAUCGGAAGUGAGGGCUGGGUAAAUCACCCACAGCUGAUGAGCUUUAGUUUCUGUGCAGGGGCUGUUGGAGUUACCCUUCCGCAAUUUUUCAUCCCAGGGCUGGAAGAUUUUUUGCUUGAUCUCUCUCCCAGUGAAGUAGCUGCUUCCUCAGUGCUCACUGAGUUCUGGGAAGAUGCAUUCAACUGCACACUGACAAAAAGGCCUGAAUCAGACAGAAGAGUGUGUGAUGGAACUGAAGACCUAAAAACGCUCAAAAACUCAUACACUGACAUAUCUAAGUUAAGAAUGAUUAACAUGGUGUACAGAGCGGUUUAUGCAAUAGCUCAUGCCAUUAACAAUGCAGUGUGUAAGGUGACAAAUUUCACCACUCAUUGUGAUAAAAACUUCAGAUUAGAAUCCAAACUGGUUUUAUCUCAACUAAAAACAGUCAACUUUUCUCAUAAUGGUUAUCCUGUGUCAUUUGAUGCUAAUGGGGAUCCUGUGGCCUUUUAUGAACUGGUCAAUUGGCAGAAGAGUGAGAGUGGAGUUAUUGAAGCGGUGACAGUAGGAUACUAUGAUGCAUCACUGCAUGAAGGCCAGGAGUUUCAGAUCGACAGAAACAUAACCUGGGUGGAGGGUGGAACACAAGUUCCCGUAUCAGUGUGCACUGAUUAUUGUCCUCCAGGAACUCAUAAAGUGUUGCAGAAAGGAAAACCCAUCUGCUGCUAUGAUUGUAUACCAUGUCCUGAAGGAGAGAUCAGUAAUACAACAGAUUCUCCUGAUUGCUUUCCAUGUCUAAGUGAAUUCUGGCCUAAUGCAAAAAGAGAUGCUUGUUUACCAAAACCUGUGGAGUUUCUGUCCUUUGAUGAAGUUCUGUCAAUCAUCCUGGCUGCAUUCUCUGUUUUUGGGGCCUGUCUGGCCAUCAUAACAGCAGUUAUUUUCUUUCAUAACAGAACAACUCCAGUUGUCAGAGCCAACAACUCUGAGCUGAGUUUCCUGCUGCUCUUCUCUCUGACUCUGUGUUUUUUAUGUUCAUUAACUUUCAUUGGAGCUCCCUCUAAGUGGUCCUGCAUGCUGCGGCACACAGCUUUUGGGAUCACCUUUGUUCUCUGUAUCUCCUGUGUUCUUGGAAAAACUGUAGUGGUUUUAAUGGCCUUCAAAGCUACACUUCCAGGUAGUAAUGUCAUGAAAUGGUUUGGGCCUCCACAGCAAAGGAUGACUGUAGCAUCUCUGGCAUGUGUUCAAGUUUUAAUUUGUACUGUUUGGUUGGUACUAAGCCCUCCUUUCCCAAUGAAAAAUCUGACUACAUACAAGGAGAAGAUCAUCCUGGAAUGUGCAUUAGGCUCUGCUGUUGGCUUCUGGGCUGUGCUCGGGUACAUUGGUCUGCUGGCUGUUUUUUGCUUUGUGUUAGCUGUUCUAGCUCGCAAACUACCUGAUAAUUUUAAUGAAGCCAAACUGAUAACCUUCAGCAUGCUGAUCUUCUGUGCAGUGUGGAUCACCUUCAUCCCAGCAUAUGUCAGCUCUCCUGGAAAGUUUACUGUGGCUGUGGAGAUAUUUGCCAUUCUGGCCUCCAGUUUUGGACUGAUACUGUGCAUAUUUGCUCCAAAGUGUUUCAUCAUAAUUUUUCAGCCCGUGAAGAACUCCAAGAAAUAUUUAAUGAACAAAAAUUAA